UAACUAAGCAACCGGUACCCAAUCGGUACUCGGAGGGGUAUCUUUGGAGAUGUUUGCCCCCACAAAGAACUGGUUCAACCAGCCUCUGGCUAGGCCCCAUGACCCCCCUUGGCAAAACAACAGGUUCAUUCUUUUAGCGCCACUGCUGACCUCAUUGUCUCUUUGUCAAACGAAAAUCCCGCAUUGCAUUCUGCUAAAUGGCAAAGUAUCGCACAGCUGGGCGCUCGGCGCAUCUCUCUCUCCCCCGCGCGGCGUUUCACAGAUCACCGCCGCGCUUUCCUGGACACGGACGCCGGAGGAAAACAUGAGUAUUGAAGCGGACACGCUGUCUGUGAUUGAAAACCCUGGAGCUGUCCCACACCCUUUUGGAAGAGACGGGACAGGUGCAGAGGGGGCCGCAGGUGUCCACGGCAACCCGGCCUGGCUAAGAGAAAUCCACCCGGAGAGUAAAGUAUCUUCCAAGGUGACAGCCCACAGGCUGGUGAGAGUCUUGGCCGCUGUGUGUGCAGUUGGAAUCCUGGGGGGUGUGGCUGUUGGUGUUUGGUUCAUAGUAAAACUGCUGCUGAGGCCUACCAUCACUCAAAGCCCAGCAGGACUGGGGGACACCAAAGAGACCUCUUUCUGCAAUGUGACUGAGGACAUCUCUGUCACUGACCCCAGGAAAGUGUUUUACAGGAUCAGCCCGGAGAACUCGCUGCUGGAGAUCCAGCUGGAGAAGCUGCAGACGUGGCUGCCCGUGUGCUACGAGCGCUGGAACUCUUCGCUGGGCACGCUGGUGUGUCGCCAGCUUGGCUACCUCAGGCUAACCAAGCACAAAGGAGUGAACCUGACUGAUAUUGGACCCAAUUACACUGAUGGCUUUGUUCAAAUUACUUCAGAACACAAAAACAGUCUUGAAAACCUAUGGCAAUUCAGGGGAAGUUGCCUCACAGGAAAGGUUAUAGCAUUGAAAUGCUUUGAGUGUGGGACUCGAGCCAAGCUUGCGAGGAUCAUCGGGGGCGUGGAGGCCACUUUGGGCAGGUGGCCCUGGCAGGUGAGCCUGUACUACAGCAACCGUCACACCUGCGGAGGCUCCAUCAUCACCAGCCAAUGGAUUGUCACCGCCGCACACUGCGUCCACAAUUACAGGCUGCCUCAGGUGUCCAGCUGGAUGGUGUAUGCUGGCAUGGUCACUCGAGGGUCAGCCAAGCUCGCCCAGCACACGGGGUACGCGGUGGACAAGAUCAUCUACAACAAAAACUACAACCACAGGAGUCAUGACAAUGACAUCGCCUUGAUGAAACUCAAGGCCCCUCUGAAUUUUACAGACACCAUCAGGCCAGUUUGCCUGCCACAGUAUGACUAUGACCUCCCAGGAGGAACACAGUGCUGGAUCUCCGGAUGGGGUUACACUCAACCUGACGAGGUCCAUAUCCCGGACACGCUGAAAGAAGCACCGGUCCCGUUGAUAAGCACAAAGAAAUGCAACAGCUCCUGCAUGUAUAACGGAGAGAUCAGUCCCAGAAUGCUGUGCGCCGGCUACACUGAGGGCAAAGUGGACGCCUGCCAGGGGGACAGCGGGGGACCCCUGGUGUGCCAGGAUGACAGCGUUUGGAGACUGGUUGGCGUGGUAAGCUGGGGGACAGGCUGUGCCGAGCCCAACCAUCCUGGCGUUUACACCAAGGUGGCAGAGUUCCUGGGCUGGAUAUAUGAGAUGAUUGAGAACUACUGAAGACACAAAGAAAAGGGAAGACAGGAUGGGACAGCAGGGAAGAUCUGCAAAGAAGGAGCUGUCCAAAGUUGUAUUUCACAUGUGCAAGGGAUACAGAACAUGCACAAUCAGUGCUGUGUUUUGUGUAUUUAUGACCAAUGCACUAAGCCACUUGUAUUAUCAUGUGUGAAGGAACACAAACAUACUGUACACACACAUACAUAGAGUUCUUUUUUUUUCAUGGAACCCACUCACUGCUUUUUUUACUCAUUGUCUGAAAGAAAACCAAAGAGAUUGCUGGUUGUGGUGAAAUUAACUGGAUUUUAAACAGUGAUUAAUGUCUGUUUUUUUUUUUUGUUUUGUUUUUUUUUUUCAUUUUAAUUUGUAAUUGUAUGAAUACAAAGAUUAUUCACUCUGUAAAAAUAACAGUUUAGGUCACUGUGUUUUCCUAUUUAAAAAUGUUUGUCCUUUAUGUGUGUUAUUACCUGUAUUCAAACAUAUUUAUAAAAUACAGUAUAUUUCUUUUAUUAUAUCAAUAAAUUAAGAUGAAUAAAUGUUUUAACUCCA
Molecule: messenger RNA, 2257 nt
Organism: Anguilla anguilla (European eel)
Lineage: Eukaryota; Metazoa; Chordata; Actinopteri; Anguilliformes; Anguillidae
Gene: tmprss5
Product: transmembrane serine protease 5
Exons: 13
Coding region: 50-1711 (553 amino acids)
Biological process (GO): proteolysis
Cellular component (GO): membrane
Molecular function (GO): serine-type endopeptidase activity
Source: RefSeq, a predicted model, not a curated record